AUGGAGGAAUACGACGUGGUCGAUUACUCCUCGUCAUCAAGCGAUUUGGGCGGUCCCAAGAGACACUGGCUACAGCGAACUUCCCUCGACUUUCUCAAUCUUUGCGCGUCUCGAGAUACGAAACAUGCUAUUGGCAAGGACCUGACCCUGAUCUACGACAAGCUCACCCUUCAUCUGUGCCCUUUUGUCAAGGGCAGCCUCCAACUGUUCAAGGCCAAAUCCAGCAUCUCUUCGAACGAAAACGGCAUCCUCUGUGUGCCUUCAGAAGUGGUGGACAUCGAUGCAGACGAUCCGCGAGAUCACAAGAUGCGGUUGCCAGAGCAAGACAUUCCAGUCCACGACAUCGUCCUGGGUUUGCUUCAAGAUGAAGUACGCAGUGGUGCGCUUCGCAGUGUGCAGUUGAUGGACGUCAUAUUCGAUGACUUCGUCCUCGUAGGGCGCAGCACAAACAGGAGGGAGAAGGACGGGUACGAAUACCACCGCCUCGAAGUCGCAGUCAUGUUGUCGUUGGAUCCUGCUACUGUCAUGUCUUUGGGCAGGACUCUGACUCUUCCAAGACUUGGACGUUCGCCAGUCCAUUACCAGCCCGAUCUGCAGCUACUCAGCUUACGAACAGCCGAGACUCCACGGUUGCGAGGCGAGAUGCAUGAUCUUCUUGACCAUUCUCUGCUGGAGCGACUCUUCAAACGGGAGGGCGACUUUCGUUCAUGGGAUGUUAUCAACCACCACCAUCGCUAUGACAAAGAAUGGGAGCAACAUCUGUGCGCUCGACGCAUCACUUCGGCGGUCUCUGUCUGGAAGGUUUACAAGUCUCAUCCACGGAGCGAACUCAUUCAUGGCUUCGUGACGUGCCAGAAAGACAACAGGAAUAACAUCGUGGUAUUCCUGAUGGAUCAACAAAAUGUCGAACGCAACAAGGGGAGAACUGAGUUCAGACACGAUCUCGGCGAUGGGAAAGGAAGGACUACGUACAGAAUCAUUGGGCGUCUUGCUGUUGGCGAUCUCAGCAAACGGGAUUGUACGAGCUUCAGCAGGCGGAGCAACGACUUCGUGAAGAGCAUCAUUGGGCAGGACGCAAGGGUCAAGAUUAAGAUUGUUGAUCUUUGGCAUGUCUAG
Molecule: messenger RNA, 1116 nt
Organism: Zasmidium cellare ATCC 36951
Lineage: Eukaryota; Fungi; Ascomycota; Dothideomycetes; Mycosphaerellales; Mycosphaerellaceae
Exons: 1
Coding region: 1-1116 (371 amino acids)
Source: RefSeq, a predicted model, not a curated record